Molecule: messenger RNA, 3081 nt
Organism: Rubroshorea leprosula
Lineage: Eukaryota; Viridiplantae; Streptophyta; Magnoliopsida; Malvales; Dipterocarpaceae
Source: the annotation of a GenBank genome assembly
AAACGCCACUACCACCCUCUCCAUUUCGUCGCCGUGGCGAACUCUCUCUUCCUAAAAUCUCCGAUCGGUUCUUCACGGAGCUCGGAUUACAGCUAUGAGAUCCAAAUCAAGCUUGUUGUUUCUGCUGCAGUGGUGGAUUCUGGCGGCGUUGAUUCUACUUCUGCCUCAGUCCGAGUCUGCUCAGCAAGCGUUCCGGAGAGACCCUGGUCAUCCUCACUGGCACCACAAUGCCUUCCUCGACGUCCGUGACAGCGUCCGAUCCGACGUUCGCCGCAUGCUCCAUACUCGCGCCGAGGUUCCAUUCCAGGUUCCACUCGAAGUAAAUGUUGUGCUUAUUGGUCUCAAUGGAGAUGGCGGCUACAGGUAUGCUGUGGAUCCUCAGAAAUUUGAGGGGUUUCUUAGAGAUAGUUUUCCAUCACAUAGGCCUUCAUGUCUGGAGACAGGGGAGCCUCUCGAUAUUGAGCAUCACAUUGUCUUUAACACGUUUCCUGCUGGGCAGCCCGAACUGAUAGCACUUGAGAAGGCACUGAAAGAGGCCAUGAUUUCUGCUGGAACUGCAAGAGAGGCUGAGUUUGGGAGACAGGUGCCUUUAUUUGAAGUGGAGGCAAUGAUUGUAGAGCCAAUAUUUCAAAAGCUGUAUUCUUAUAUAUUUGAUAUAGAUAAUGUGGGGUUUUCUGCACCAGAGAUAGAUAGACCUGCACCAAAUGCAAUCUUUAUUGUCAACUUUGACAAGGUCAGAAUGGAUCCUAGAAAUAAGGAUAUAGAUCUCGAUAGUUUGAUGUAUGGCCAAAUUAGCAGGCUGAGUGAUGAAGAUAUGCAAAAACAGGAAGGGGACUAUAUUUAUCAUUAUCGAUACAAUGGAGGAGGAGCAUCUCAAGUUUGGUUGAGCUCUGGAAGAUUUGUUGUGAUCGACCUCUCAGCUGGCCCUUGCACUUAUGGAAAGAUUGAAACUGAAGAAGGAAGUGUCAGUCCUCGAACAGUGCCACGGAUACGGAAUGUGAUGUUUCCACGGGGGUUUGGUUCUCUCCGUGAUCAUACUAGCCAUGAUAAUUUCAUGGGACAUCUGGCUGCCUUGAUAGCAACCACAGUUGAGCAUGUUAUUGCUCCAGAUGUUAAGUUUGAGACUGUUGAUCUGACCACAAGAUUGCUCAUACCCAUUAUUGUCCUUCAAAACCAUAACCGAUACAAUAUCAUGGACAAGGGUCAUAAUUACAGCAUAGAUGUUACAGCAAUUGAAGCAGAGGUGAAGAAGUUGGUUCAUGAGGGCCAAGAAUUAGUAAUUGUUGGGGGGCCACAUGCAUUGCACCGUCAUGAGAAGCUGGCUAUUGCUGUAUCAAAAGCCAUGCGUGGCCAUUCCCUGCAAGAGACAAAGAAAGAUGGACGGUUCCAUGUUCAUACCAAGACAUUUUUGGAUGGUGCCAUCCUUAAAGAAGAGAUGGAACGGUCUGCAGAUGUGCUUGCUGCAGGCUUACUUGAAGUGGCUGACCCAUCUCUUUCAAAUAAAUUUUUCCUUCGUCAGGACUGGAUGAACUGGAUGGAUGAAGCUGAUGGUUCAGGUGACUCCAUUUUAAAGCAUAAACCUCUUUGGGCUUUUCAUGAAUCAAAAGGAAACAAGGCAAGGAAAAAGGCAGCACAAAAGAAAAGGGGGGAUUUGCACCGGACUUAUGGAACAAGAGUUAUUCCUGUCUUCGUGCUAUCAUUGGCUGAUGUAGAUCCCCACCUUAUGAUGGAGGAUGAAAGCCUUGUAUGGACAAGCAAAGAUGUUGUCAUUGUACUCCAGCAUCAAAGUGAAAAAAUACCUUUAAGUUAUGUUUCUGAAACCGAUAGAAGGCAUGCCCUUCCACAGCAGGCACAGCGACAUAUAGUGGCAGGGAUUGCUUCUGCUUUGGGUGGAUUAAGUGCACCAUAUGAAAAGGCUUCUCAUGUACAUGAAAGGCCGGUUGUGAAUUGGCUGUGGGCUACUGGUUGCCACCCAUUUGGACCAUUCUCAAAUUCUUCUCAAAUCAGUCAGAUGCUUCUGGAUGUUGCACUGAGAAACACAAUAUAUGCACGUGUAGAUUCUGCGCUGAGGAAAAUUCGGGAUACAUCAGAGACUGUCCAAUCUUUUGCUGCUGAAUAUUUGAAAACCCCCCUAGGAGAACCUGUGAAGGGAAAGAAGAAUAAAACUACUACCGAGCUAUGGUUGGAGAAGUUUUACAAGAAAACAACAAACUUGCCUGAACCUUUCCCACAUGAAUUGGUUGAACGUUUGGAGAAAUACUUGGAUAGCUUGGAAGAACAACUUGUUGACCUGUCUUCCCUGUUAUAUGACCAUCGAUUACAAGAUGCACAUAUGAAUAGUUCAGAUAUCUUCCAGAGUGCAAUGUUUACCCAGCAGUAUGUUGAUCAUGUUUUGGUGGGUGAGAGGGAGAAAAUGAGAUGCUGCGACAUUGAGUACAAGUAUCCAGUGCAAUCUUCCCAAACAUUUGUCUAUGGGGGAAUCCUUCUUGCCGGCUUUUUGGUAUAUUUUGUGGUCAUUUUCUUUUCUUCUCCCCCGGGACGUUGAUACUUAUAAAAGUCCAAAUACACAUACUUGGCACCUGCAACCACAGCAAAUUUUGAAGGCCGAGUUACUCCUGUAUGCCUCAGAGAAAAAAGUAUACCAUGGAUAUGUCUUGGGGAAAGAACAUAGGAAUUUUAUUCCUGCUGUAUACUCUCAACAGAAACUGUAUCUUCGCUGUUCUUGUUUACUUGGAAUCAGAAAACUGGGGUUAUAGAUCAACGGUAAGAGAAGGAACAUCUGUUUAGUGUUUGACAAGGUAGGCUCUAAACCAAAUUAGUGGAUUAGAUGAGUUUACUUAUAGUAAAAAUGAGGAGAUGCAGUUAACAUGAGACACGACAGGGAAGACAAGGUUGGGAUAAUCCCUACCCCCCAAACUAGCAUGUUUUAUACCAAAUUUAUAGCUUACUGGGGUGCCAUUUGGGAUUGGCUUAGACUGUACCUUUUUUCUCCUUGCCCUUAUUUAUGGAAUUUUUCUGAAUUUGUUAAAUUUUAGUAAUUGAUUUUUAAAAGCUCGUGCGUAAUAAUUACUGAAAUUUUCA